GAGAUAGAAAGUUUGUAGCGAUCGCAACGAUGGCGGAAGGCGGCGAUGAUCCGCAGCGACUGAAGAAGAUAGCGGCUGCUGCUUAUGACUACGAGAAGGACGCGAGAUGGACGGAUUACUGGUCGAAUAUCCUGAUCCCUCCACACAUGGCUUCUCGUCCAGAGGUCGUGGAGCAUUACAAGCGCAAAUUCUACCAACGUUACAUCGAUGCUGAUCUUGUUGUGGAGCCUAUGUCGACUUCGACUUCAGCUUCUUCGCAAUCUGCAAGACCAUCUGCAUCUUCUACUAAUGCAAAUGAGCAACAAACUCGUUCACGGAGCUCAGGAUCGGUUCCUCGAACCACUGGGCCGUCUGCUACGACAGGUGUAAACUCAAGUUCACUGCGUUGGGACCAGCAGACUAUUCAGUUUUCUGUCAAUGCUUGGGUUUUCGUUAUAGCUGUGCUGGCAGUGUUACCUCUAGUACCAACGAAUCUCUCUAAUAGGGCUUAUCGUCUAUCUUUCAUGGGAACUGCGUGCUCAUCUCUAUAUUCCUUGUACUCUCUUUACGGGAGACCAAGGGCAUGGAAUAUGCAAGGACUGCAAGUUUAUUUCCAAUCAAUUGUGGGAGCAAAGGAUUUCAUCUAUUUCAUCUACUGCCUUACAUUUGUCACUUCACAUCUCUGUCUCAAGUUUGCUUUGAUUCCCAUUUUGUGUCGAUCACUUGAACAAGUAGCCAAGUUCUUGAGGCGUAACUUCACUCGCUCCACCAUAUACAGGAAGUACUUGGAAGACCCUUGUGUGUGGGUGGAGUCAAACACAACUACCCUCAACAUCCUCUCAUCGCAGGCUGAGAUAGCCAUUGGCUUCCUUCUGAUUAUUUCUCUGCUCUCAUGGCAACGCAACUUUAUACAGACAUUCAUGUACUGGCAGCUAUUGAAGCUGAUGUAUCAAGCACCAGUAACAGCAGGAUACCACCAGAGCAAUUGGAGCAAAAUCGGAAGGACGGUGAAUCCUAUGAUCCAACGUUACGCUCCCUUCUUGAAUACUCCGGUGACUGCUGUUCAGAGAUGGUGGUUCAGGUGA
This is a messenger RNA of Eruca vesicaria subsp. sativa (arugula), 1064 nucleotides long. The record is from the annotation of a GenBank genome assembly. NCBI's taxonomy places the organism in Eukaryota, Viridiplantae, Streptophyta, Magnoliopsida, Brassicales, Brassicaceae.